Molecule: messenger RNA, 1658 nt
Organism: Xyrauchen texanus (razorback sucker)
Lineage: Eukaryota; Metazoa; Chordata; Actinopteri; Cypriniformes; Catostomidae
Product: endothelin-1-like
Exons: 4
Coding region: 91-555 (154 amino acids)
Biological process (GO): regulation of vasoconstriction; vein smooth muscle contraction; regulation of systemic arterial blood pressure by endothelin
Cellular component (GO): extracellular region
Molecular function (GO): endothelin B receptor binding; hormone activity
Source: RefSeq, a predicted model, not a curated record
UUUUCUCUCAACCUUUGGAUAGACCACAAGGACUUUUCCAAUUAAAGUAGUGGGCAUCUCAGUGCUUCUACAAUUUAGGAAAGGAACAUUAUGGAUCUUUCCUUCGUAUUCUUGAUAAAUGCAGUGGUUUUGAUAUUGGAACAACAAGCCUACACGACAUCUUCGUCAGUCCCAGGGUCCCAUGUUAACAGAAGCCCAUUGGUGAACCAUACUCCACAAAUCCAUCAUCGUGAGAGGCGCUGCUCCUGUGAAAACCUGAAGGACAAGGAGUGUGUGUACUUUUGCCACAUAGGAAUUGUCUGGGUCGAUACACCCAGUCAGGUCAUUCCCUAUGGUGUGGGUUCACUUCAGGUGCGUCUAAGGCGAGAUGCGAAACGGUGCCUUUGUGCAGACAAGAGAGAUACAAAGUGUGUGCAGUUUUGCUCUUACUUGUAUCUCCAACAAGAAAAAAAUAAUGUUUCAGUCAAAAGGUACCAUCCCAUAAAGUCCAAAGCACAAUACAAGUUUGGAUUCCCCCUGAGAUUGAGGAGGCACAAUCCAAUUCAAACAACCUGAAAUUGGUGGAGGAACAUACUGUAAUAAUUUACUGUAUGCCAUGUUAUUACUUUUUGGGAAGCAAGCCUGACCAUGUCUUAAGAUGUGUGCUUUAACUGUUGUUGUGAGUGGUUUACAAAGUACAAAAGACACAAUUUCUAAUGGAUUUUGGCAUGUGAUGAAAUGCUAGUUUCUCAGUUGGGACAGCAUAUAAAGCAAAUUGGACGAAGUGUAGGAGCGAGUACUCUUUACAUGUCAGUUUAUUGAAAAAUACUGUAAAAUCAUAAUGUUUUUAAUUGGCUUUUGAUACACAUACAGUAUGGUGUUUGAUGUUUCCUCAUAAUGUGUAUAAGUGAAUACAACAGACUUGUUCAUUUAAUAUUUAUUGAGGAUUAAAUAGUGGCUUAUUAGCACUUUAUCUUUGGUAUUAAACCUAUUAGUUACAGAGAGUUCAUUUUAUUUUUAAGUCUCUGUACAAAUUAAUUGAGUAUGUUUUGUUAAUUAAAAUUAUACAAAUAAAUAAAUAUAAAAUAAUUCAACAAAAAAAGAUAUGCACUGCUAUGACAAGCAGAUUAAAUUUAUGAAUAGAUGAAAGUUGAAUUUGGUUUUUUGAAGGGUUGAAACUGAAAUCAGUUUCAUUAUCUAAUGAAUUGACUGAAUAUGAAUUUUUAUGUGAAAAGGCAAAUAAUAAAAAUAAACUAAUGCUAGAAAUCAGUGAGAUUUUAUCCUGUUAUUUAAAUUGCAAAGACAGAAAUAUACAUAAUAUUUCUUAGAUGAAUAUGGCUGCAGUACAUAGUUUAUGGGUUUACUUUCUUGAAGUAAACUCUGCAGUGAUUUAAACUGAAAAUGACAAAAAAAAGCAGGGAGUGACUAUUUGCACUAGGUGUAAAUAGCACUUGCCACACAGUAUGGCUAUUCGCACUACAAUAGUCUGGUGUAAACACAGAAAAUGAAGACCCCCAGUGUUGCUGCAGUGGUGUGGGGGUUAACAGCAGUCUGGAUGUUCUUUUUUGUGCAGAUGAUCCAGGUUUGAUUUUGCCUUUUGUCCCACUUUAUUCAUCCUGUUUCCUGUCUCCACUUUUAAUAUUUCCUUUAAUACUUCUUAUAACUUUAUUGAAAAUAAA